CAAACAAUGGGUACACGUGUACCGCCUCCCUGUCCCACCUCUUUAAUAUGUGAUGGACAAUCUGUGGCCGGUUUGCCGCAACUCAUUGAUGAUUUACAAAGACUCUCCGAAGAUCAGGAUAGUGCUGAUGUGGUAUUUAUAUGUGGUCGCGAAGAGGAACGUAUUUAUGCCCAUCGUAUUAUAAUGAUGGCUCGCUGCAAAAGUUUCAAGACCAACAAACGCGGUGAAUUUUGUCGCAUACCCGGCUGUUCCGUGUCACCUGCGACCCCUGGCUCACCCACAGCAGUAAGACUGCCCCAUGUACAUCCCGAAGUAUUAAGACAAUUUGUGCUUUAUGUCUACACAGCCAAGAUUUUAUUACAAGAUUCUCGUGUUUUUGAAAUGAUGACUUUGGCCCAGGAUAUGGGCUGUUGUGAGUUGAGAUCGGCCUGUGAGGAUCAUGUUAUAGCAACGUUGUCGGUGGACAAUGCUUGUACAUUUUUGACAGCAGUCAUGGAAAUACAUGAAAAAGCGGGUGCUAAAUGUGCUGCUUCUUUCAUGGAGCGCUGUAUCAUCUAUAUUGGAGAAAAUGCCAAUGAGUGCGUCAAAACAAAUGCCUUUUUGAAUUUGAAAAAGGAGGCACUAAUCAAGUUGAUAUCAUCGGAUUAUUUCUGCCUAGAAGAGGAAGAUGUGUGGCGCUGUGUUUUAGCCUGGGCUAAAAAUCAUGCCGGCGUUACCCAACCCACUGCCCAUUGGAAUGAAGAGGAAAGAGUCCGUGUUUGCCAGCAAUUACAAGGUGUUAUGUGUCAUGUACGUUUAUUGCUAAUCGACAGUCAAGUAUUUGCCGAAGAAGUUGAACCUACUGGGGCUGUACCCAUGGAACUAUCUUUAGAGCGUUAUCGUUAUGCGGCCUUGCAAAAUUCAAAUAAUAAACCGGGUCAUCAUUCAGGUGCGGGCAUGGGCGGUGGUAGUGGUCUAAGUGGCAUGCUUGGUAUGGGUGCUGGUGGCAGUUUUAGUGCUAAAAUGGAUGGUGAUAAGAGACUACAGCCCAGAUUGACGGUGAAUAUGUUUCCUGGCUCUCAGAUAUUGAGAAAUGAUAAAUUACAUUUGCAAAGUGUUUUGAAUAAUUGGUAUGGUUGUGCCAAACAGUCCUGGCGUUUAUUAUAUCGCGCCUCUACACAUGGAUUCUCUUCGACGGCUUUUCAUCGCUAUUGUGAUGGUGUGGCGCAAUGUUAUGUUAUAUGUUUGGGCUCCCAUGGUGAAAUUAGUGGUGGCUUUACGGAUGUGGCCUGGGCUAAAACUUCACGCAAGGGUGUGUACAUACAAUCGGAUAGAGCAUUUCUCUUUGCCUUAAAUGCUGGUGUGGCUGAAUCUCCCCUCAAAUUUGAUAUAGUUAAGAAACCUUAUGCCAUAUGCUAUCAUCCGGACUGUGGCCCGAUAUUUGGUGCUGGCGCCGAUUUGCUUAUAGCCAACAAUUGCAAUACCAACAAAGAUUCCUAUUCUAAUCUACCACAUUCCUAUGAUGGCCCUAGUGCCUCCUAUGAAACCUUGUUUGGCGAUUAUAAUUUCACCAUUAACGACUAUGAAGUUUAUACGGUGGCACAGUCUAGCCCCGGUUUAAAUCAAAAUCCUACUUACAGCAGUUCCUCUAAUUGUUUAACGAAUAACUCGAAUAGUUUAACAAAUACUAAUGGUUCUACGGGCGGUUUAAAUAACUCCAAUACUAUGAUGAAUAAUAAUAAUAUGGGCAAUAAUAGUGUGAGCUUGGCAAAAGCUAAAUAUGAAAGAUAUUAAUGACGAUUUUUUUUAUACAUCGUAGCAAUGUAAGAAAUAUAUGUUAAAAUCUAGAUUUUAAUAAAGAAAAUAAUAGUUUUGUUUAGCUAUUAAAAUGAUUUAUAGGUUUUAAUUAAUAAUUUCAAUAUUAUUUUCUAACUAAAACCUAGAAAUCUAACUAAUUGUAAACAAUGCUAAUAUUUCAAAAAUAAAAAUGGUCCUUCGAUCAAUAA
Molecule: messenger RNA, 1985 nt
Organism: Calliphora vicina (urban bluebottle blowfly)
Lineage: Eukaryota; Metazoa; Arthropoda; Insecta; Diptera; Calliphoridae
Exons: 8
Coding region: 7-1773 (588 amino acids)
Molecular function (GO): protein binding
Source: RefSeq, a predicted model, not a curated record